Messenger RNA from Hyaloscypha bicolor E, 2343 nucleotides. RefSeq lists its product as uncharacterized. Gene Ontology annotation, molecular function: poly(A)-specific ribonuclease activity; protein binding. Gene Ontology annotation, biological process: nuclear-transcribed mRNA poly(A) tail shortening. Lineage: Eukaryota; Fungi; Ascomycota; Leotiomycetes; Helotiales; Hyaloscyphaceae. The record is from RefSeq and is a predicted model, not a curated record. Bases 1 to 2343 code for a protein of 780 amino acids. The transcript is spliced from 2 exons. Gene Ontology annotation, cellular component: nucleus; CCR4-NOT complex; cytoplasm.
AUGGCAGAUGGUUACAGAUUCCCACAGCAGAGUGCUGGGAACUACUAUUAUCCACAACAUACACAGCCCCAUCACCCAAGACACCAGAUCAUCCGCAACGGCACGCCUCCCAAUAACAUCCGGUCUGUCUUCAGCGCAGACACCCCUUCGCCUUCUCGAUCACCGGAUUCUCAUUCUCCGGCACAAAACCUCUACGGCAUGUUCAAUCAGAAUCACCAGCAAGGGCAGCAUGGCCGGGUUAAUGGAGCUGGUGGGCGAGGGAUGCCAGCGAUGUACAAUUUCCAACAUCAGAACACCCACCAACCUCAGCAUAUGCAACACCACGCGAACAUUCAACAGGACCAUCCAACACACACAACCAAUGGCGCGGUACUUGGGCACCAUGCGAGUUACUCGUCCGGCGUCUUGUCGAAUUCAACGCCGAGCUUCACACCCAGCAAUCUCCAAAACGGGCAUUCGGCGACGACACGCGGGGGCCAGGCACAACAGAUAACUGAGCACUGGGCGGAGCAAAUCAGAUUGCACAAGGAGUCUGAGAAAGCUCACUCACUGAUGAUGGAGGGUGCUCCAAACCACUAUGCGAGGCUCAGAGCAGGGGAGAACCGGGGCAUUACUCCAGCACCUGCACAACCCGUAGCAGCCUCAGAUGAUCCACAGGACAAUGGCGAGAGCAGAGAUCUUGGUCGGAUGGCUGAUCAGCAGAGCCCCCUCAAACGUCAAGAUUGGCACAACAUGGAUUUGAGUGGUCAAGGACUUCGAGUGCUUUCAGCUCCCGUGUUCAACUAUGUCUUCUUGAAGGAACUCUAUGUCGCAUCCAACAAGCUCGCAUACUUACCACCAACGAUAGGUCAAUUACGUCAUUUGACCCUUCUGGAUGUCUCGAAUAAUCAGCUGGUGGACCUGCCUCCGGAGUUGGGGAUGUGCGUAUACAUGAAGCAACUCUUGGCAUUUGAUAAUCGAAUUCAGACACUGCCAAAUGAAUUAGGGUCUUUGUAUCAAUUGGAUAUACUGGGCAUCGAAGGCAAUCCUAUUGAUCAGGGAAUGAAACAGGUGGUCAUCGAACACGGCACAAAGAAGCUCAUUGAACGUCUGAGGGAAGAGGCUCCCGUUCCAAUGCCACCUACGCCUCGCUCAAUGCUCGACCUCACUUCAGGAGAAGUUAGUUCUGCGAACAGAGAACGAUUCAAGGUUUUCUCAUUCAAUAUCCUAACCAACGAAGCAUGCACUGAAAGACUUUACGGAUACUCUCCCAAAGCGGCGCUGGAUUGGGAAUAUCGAAAGGAACAGGUGUUGCAGGAGAUUCAAUCAAACGACGCCGAUUUCGUUUGCCUGCAAGAGGUCGACACCGAGACAUUCAAGGAAUAUUUCAGCAUGAAGCUUGCCUAUUCAAAGUACAAAGGUGUUUUCUGGCCAAGAUCUCGUGCAAAGACGAUGGCGGAAAGCCAAGCCAAGAAUGUGGAUGGAUGUGCGACCUUCUACAAAUUCGAGGAAUGGAUAUUACUUGACAAACAGCUCGUCGACUUUGGGAAUCUUGCCAUCAACCGACCAGACGCCAAGAACCAGCAUGAUAUAUUUAACCGGAUCAUGCCAAGGGAUCACAUUGCUGUGGUCUGCUUCUUUGAGAAUAGGCAGACUGGAUCAAGGUUGAUCGUGGUCAACACCCAUCUCUACUGGGAUCCAGCAUACUGUGAUGUGAAGCUCAUCCAAACCGCGAUUUUGUUGGGCGAGGUGAACAGGCUAGCGGAAAAGUAUGCUAAGUGGCCAGCCUGCAAAGACAAGAAGAGCUACACAUUACCAACUGAGGAUGAUGAUGAUGAUGAUGUUGAGCUGGCCCCAGAAAUUACACCCGAGCCAUCAAAGGAGUAUUCCAGCAAGACACAGGUUCCCUUGGUGAUCUGCGCAGACCAGAACUCCACUGCCGACUCAAGUGUCUUCGAGCUCUUUGCCAAAGGCAGCGUCAGACCCGACCAUCCCGAAUUGCUCGGUCACAGCUAUGGCAAUUUCACCAAAGAUGGCAUGGAACAUCCCUUCUCACUCCGCUCAGCCUACACCAAUCUUGACAAGACUCCGGACGCCUUACCAUUCACGAACUACACGCCUGGCUUCAGAGGUGUGAUCGAUCACAUCUGGUACUCAACCAACGCCCUCGAGAAUACCUCGUUACUCGGACGUGUCGAUCCAGAAUACAUGCGCACCGUUCCCGGUUUCCCGAACUACCAUUUCCCCAGUGAUCACUUGUCAUUGAUGGCGGAAUUCGCGAUCAAGGGCCCGAAGAUGAAGAAAGCGCUCCAGGAACCGGAUUUUGGCCCUUCGGGUCGCAGGGAUGAUCGGAGGAGAACCUAG